AGAAAACGUUCGUGGGUGAAGAUGGACCCGCCCCCCGUACGACUAGCAGGCCGUGGGUUGUUGAGGCAUCGGGGACCAGGGCUGCAGGCCUCUGCCGUGCAUGGUCGUGGCACCCCCGGAAGCAACACGACCACCACACACACAAACGACGGCAACCUCCCGUACGUAAUCUCGCAAGUUAUCGGAAGUGAAAACAAAAUCUUUAUCGCGGUCGUGCCAAGAAUAGUCGGCGUGUCUCAAAUGCAGCCACUGGAGAUGCGCCGUAUAGUUGAUCAUGUGAUGCAAAUUUGUGAUGCGUAGCAAGAAAUCAUGCCAACUCAAACAAAAGUAUAUGAAAAUAGGAGCGCGAUAAACAUGGUUUUUUCUUCAAGUCAUACGGCGGACGACUCGUCACAGUGCAGCCCCGCCAGCGCGCGUGCUGCAUAAAACCAGUCCGGUUAGCGCCGCUUUUGGGAGCGAUCGAGGAAAAAGUCAGGUACGCUUACGAUUUUUUUUUUCGUGUGACCAAACGACUUUGUUGGCUGAAGGUGACAGCGAAUGGCAACUCAUCCAUCUUCAUUGUGAAGAAUCGUUUGAGCAUAAAAAUAUUUCACAACCACAAAAAUGUUCCGCUCGAAGGUUCCGGCAGGCCAGAUUCGAACUCGUUGCAAUGACCCGUCCAUCGGUGGCCAAGACGCGAAUGGACCCGGACUGCAACUACACCUCUCGGGCCUGGAAAAGUACGCCGGAAAACAACGCCUGUGUCAGGGAAACGCCGGAGUUUGUCUUGCUGGUCUUCAUAUUUCGGUCUGCACACCAGUGGACACAUUAGCACAACGAUCAGCUUCUGGAACAAAUAGACGUUGACUCGGUAGACAGGAGCAUUGCGAAGAAACAUCCUAGGUUGAUGUUUGGUGUCGUACUGAUAGAGCAUCGGACACUGAUACCUUUUGCUGUGCAGAACGAAACAAAUGAGCCUUGUCAUGCGAUCAAGAACUGUGUCGUGCCUUCUCUCUCCUCCCGAUGAAAGAGCAAUCCAAACAACAGUUCCUUCCCCGACACUAGCCACAGAUUUUCCGUGCAUAGCAAAGUCCACCCCACCAGCCCAAUGAUCACGAGGGCUUCCCGAGCCAAACUGCGCAUCAUCCCCGGCGGGGUGGCGUCAGAGCGGACUGGGGCGUGUGGUUCGGCGGGAGUAGCGGCAAGUGACCCCGGUCGACCAGACCUAAGCUGUUUCCUGAGCUGCGUAUCAAAAUGCAAAACUUCCCUCCCCGCAUUCAAAAGGAGAUUUGUGUAGGGUGAUUUGUGAUCAAAAAUCAGCUUGUCGUGCCAGAACGGAAGAGGUGCGGAUUGUGGUCUUGGCUGGCACUGGAUAGCCUCUUGUCCUCAGGAGCAUGACAGGAUAGAGCUGGGCUGCUGAGAAUAGCAUGACAAAUUGCCUGCGAUUGAGGCCACAAGUGCGUCUCUUGGCCUUCUAGCAAUUCAAGUCUGUCGAUAAGUUUUUGGCUACACGGAUUGCGCAUCACAAAUUUGCUCUUGAAACUGGGGAACGGCGAUUUUUCCUCCCAAUACUUCGAAUCGCUUGCCCAUGACGUCUUGGAAGUCGUCAUCGAGUACUGCUUGUAUGCACGACAAAUGUGUCUGGGCUUUGAAAAUUGUCAUGCUAACCCAUGAAGAACGCCGAACGCACCACAAUAGGUACCCAGGCAUGACACGUUGUUGGGGACCGCGGUGGUGUCUCUGCCGCAUCUUUGCAACGCAAACGAGUUGGCGUGAGGCUGAGGCCUCGUAACAUGCAUGACAAGAAUCCGCACGGGCGUGCCAGACAAGCACCAGAGUCUUAUUUGCUUGCAAUCUUCCAUACCCAGACAUAUUUGCAAUGUAUCGCUGAUUUCAUCACACGACCACAUCCAACUACAAGGUGACACACGUGUCCCGCUUCGCCAUCCUAUCAGGUGCAAAUAUGCCUGGGUCUGGAAGGCUCCAAACUUGUCAUGCUAAAUCUGAAUCGUGCAAAACUCUGGGUUGCAUGAGCCACAAAAGUGAGCUGCUUCUUGUCACACAAAAGAAAAAUUUUUCAUGGGGACUAGGCAUUUAAGCAGCUCUUGUGCCUUCUGUAAUGCUUUGUGUUGCAUUCCAUACUAUCUUUGUGGCGGCCCACGAAAUGCAUGACAAACUUUGCUCCCUUCCAGACACCGAGAUAUUUGCACUGGAUAAGUCCGGGAUUUAGCAAAUUUUGACGGCAAAAUCUGUAUCAAAACGGCGAGCAGCAACCGCAGUGACGUGUGCUUGCAGCUGAAGGCCAAGCAUGUGCAGCAAAAGGAUCCUGGCUUGGCUACGGGGCCGGUAUUUUUUUCAUUAUGCUUCAAGGAGACAGUCGCUCCAGGUAGUCCUGGUAGCGCAGAUCAUGCACAAAGAAGUACACAUGCAGGAACCCUAACGUCUCAAUUAUAGUAUUUUCUUCAACAUCUUCCAGGAACCUGCCACGGCGUCUUCUUCGCACGUCUUUGCAGAAGGAGGGGGAAGCCAUGGAGGAUUAGUCCAACCAGUUGCGGAGAGGCCUGCAACGUUGAGCCACCCGGGCCAGGUACGGCUUCUCCGGAGCAUUGGUUGCGAGCAUGAGAGAUCUCCCGAAGGGCUUCUUCUGUGUCGAUGAGCAUUUUGCUUGCAGUGUAGCUAGAAGCUCGGAAUGUCGUGCAUAAUGCAUUUGCAACCUCCGAAAUUUGUCCCGGGAAAGUAGCUUCAUUUACGAACAACUUUUGAAAUAGGUACCUGGUCGUACCGCCGGAGCCACACCGCCACCGUCCGCUGCUGGUGGUCCCUCGAACAGGAAAUCGAACAGCAAACUGGUUGCGCCUAGUAGAAAAACGCAAACGGAGCAGCCACACGCGCACACGUCGUCGGGCAACGAGGUGAGCUACUAUCUUGUUGUAGCUCAUGGUGCAAUACAACUCUGCUGAAGUUUCCAUCUUCCUUUUUCGUUAAAACAACCUGCAUGAAUUUCCACCGAAGCCUCCUUCCUAACGGUUUGCAGGUGCGUGCCUUCCGGAACGAUGGCUCAAAAUUUGGUGCCCCGAGCGGUGAACUGCAACUGGAACUGCCCCCGACUGUGCAUGAGUGUUUGGGACCGGUGGCGAACGAACACGUACUAUUGAAUUCUCUCGAGGUCACCUUCGGGGAUAAUGGUUUGAAAAACAGCAUUUCAUUUUCUCAAGCAGCACGCAGUCUUUCCUCGACAGAAUAUGGUUUUCGGAUCCAGCUUCAGAUCCGCGCUGCAGCACAGAAAAAAUGGCAUGAAAAAAAAUUAUAAACGAACUCCAGGUUACGUUUCUACCCGAGCCGCAGCAUCCAAGGCGGAUUUUGGACCGUCAAGGGGAGGUGGAACCGUUGCUGAAAUCCGAUGUGACGGAGCUUUUGUGGGCACCGGCGGAUGAUCAGACCACAACGAAAAGUGGACACGGUGGGCUCUCGAAAGAAAUGUUGCACAACCUGCUGGACGCGCCCAGAUCGCAGAUGCAGUUCGCGGCACCGACCUUCCACCAGGGGCCAAAAUCUGCAACGGCGGAACCAGAAACGGACAGUACUGCGAUCGGGCCGGCCCCGACCUUCACCUCUAGCAGACGAAGCUCAACCACGUCGUCGAUGCCCGUUCCACACGAAGAGGUAUCUAUUCACAAGAUGAUUUGUUGCACAUGCAGAAUCUAUGAGUAGAACUGGGCGUCAACGUUGCAUGUGAUAUCCGGCAUGACCACACUCGCAUGCGACUUCUCUCAGGAGAGAAAAUUUCCACAUCUUCUGCAGGUUUCUGGGGCUCCGGAGAUGGAAAUGCAAGCCUUACUCAAGGACAUGAGAAGCAAGAUCGUGUGUCUCGAGAACCGGGUAGGCACCCUGGAAGGGCUAUCAAAUGAAAAAUUGUAUAAUUAUCAUGCUGCCUGUGUGAUGCAACUAAGAAGGAACAACUCGUGGUUUUUUUAUAUACACCCCUCCUGGUUUCGAUGAGAACAGUGCGUGUAUGGAGUAUCGUUUUUAGGUGAGAUGUGUCGCAAAACGACUUUGCAUCAUAGAAAACAAGUAGAGACUAGAUGCGCGGGGAACACUUACUUUUAUCGCGUCCAAAGCUGGACUUGCAUUAAGAUGUUGCAAGUGGCAUGAAGGCGAAGUUUUUCAAUUUGAUACACGGAGCACGGGAACACCAAAUCCGAGCUGCAGGAACAAAAAUCCGAGCUGAAGAAACAAGGGGAGCGUGUGACGACCGUAGAGAACGACGUGCAGACUCUCCGUUUACGCACUGCAAAUAUUAUCCCUGGGUUUGCAACAAAGUGAUCAUACGAGAUCGUCGUGGACGAUGAACAGUCUUGUAGACUACACUGCACAGCCAAGUCUGAUAUUGGUUUUUGUCAUUUUGUCUUGCGGGAUCCACGUACAUUAUGAUGACAGGUCGCGUUAAGUAUGAUCGUACCAACCACAAGAAGCCAAUCACAAGUAUGAUCGUACCAACCACAUGCCAGAGGGUACUAAGUACAACCACACCAGCCAACAGGCAUCCAUCCCACUGUUGCAGACUCCAGGAAAUAUUUGCAAUGCAUAGCAUGAGGAUCUAAAAGAGUUCCAUAUCGAAUGAAAAACGCACUCUAAUAUCUACUUCAAUUGAUUGACCAGUUAUCUGCUUUCGGGUUUUACGUUGCAUGAAACGAGAAUGCGUGAGCAGAACAUUCCUCACUGACUUCUUAUUUACGCCUAUGAUAGUGCUGUAGGAUUCAUCUUCGCUAAACAUCCGAGUUUUUAAGUUUCGCUGUGCAAUCUCGAGAUAAGCACGAGUGCAUUUUUCUGUACGAUAGAGGAAAGUGUCGUUGUGAAAAAAUUUUUAGAACACGAUAAAUCUGUAUCAAAAUGAAAUGUCGCCCUCUGCAUGCGCUGAAGGAAAUCUUCCAUGCAUGACGACGAUAAAACUUCAGCGGAAUGGGCAGCAACUUGAAGUGCUUACUUCAGGAGCCUUCGCGAGGAAGGGCCUCCUAAGUACGCAUGACAAUUGCGAACUCGCCUGUGAUUACACAUUCACUUCAAAUUUCACGAUGCAGAGGGGGCGAUUUCAUUUUGAUAAGCUGCGGCCAGAACCCAGUUGGCCACAGAGCUGAUCGUCGUGGAGCAGCAGCGGGAGCAGUUAAAGCGGCAGUUUCCAUUUAUCGUGUGCUAACGUGGACCUCUACCAGCUUUGACAUCUGUGAUUUUUUGGUCUCAGAAACGAAAACUUGUUCUACCUGCACUGAGCACGACACGAACACAGCUAUCACUCCGAUCGGUAAUAAUCGGACUUGGUAUCAUGACAGCGACAACUAUGUUUAUGGGCAUGCCGGAUUUGUUCGCGCAGGUGCAAAUUUACCAGUGUGAGGGUAUUUUUUUUCCUGGGGGCCGGGAAACCAGGAAAACAAAAGAUGCCAAUGCUCGUACAGGUCGCAUUUUUCUCCAGGACCCGCCUUCUCCCGCACGCAGCUGCCCUCCACACCGCAGUGUAUCAAAUGCAAAAGUGUCUGCGUCUGGAAGGAUGGAACUUGUGAUGCUGCAUUUGGAUUCCGAAAAAAUCUGUAAUGCAUGAGCAGCAAAGCGAGUGUAUUUUUUCCUAGGGGAAGAGGGCAUUUGUCAUGCGAAAUACGCAUCCAGAAGCCCUCAAAAAAUCUCUUGUGCUAGGGCAUGCAUCAGAGACGUCACUGCUUAUGCAAAACUUGCAUGACAAGUCUGGUUUCAGAAUCUUCCAGACCCAGACACUUUUGCAGUUGAUACAGUGACGCAUCUGACGAACCUAUCCUGCACAAAAACGUCCCCACCCAUCUAGAGUUGUUCUGUAAAUCUGGCAUGUGCAGAAGUGAAGAUGAGAAGGCCCAGGUGUGCAUGUCAUUAGUGCUGUUAAGGAUGUUGUCAUGCGCGAAUCAGGAUAAGAAAGCGGAUUCUGAGAAACGACCAAUGUGACCAUUGAAGCCAAACUUCACUACACUGCGGACCCAAAAGUGCUAUGCACAACUCCCACGGCUGCUCAACAGUUUGUAUUGCGUUGCAGAGUUCCCAUGUCGAGUACUGGGUGGGUACGUUUUUUGACAGGAUGCGAUCUGCUGUGGGGAUUGGAUGCAAGCAGCGGAUCGGUACCGGUAAAAAGCGAGAUCGACAAGCGCUGGAAAUCAGCGAAGUACGCUCUGAUCGCAUCAACCAACCCGGUAUCAUAGCCAAAAGACUUCUCCGUCCCAGGCAGAAGGUGUACGAUGUCAUUUGGACAUUGUGAUUAGCAUAUUUUCGCAGGCCUUUGACGAUUAUCUCAACUUCGCGCAUGCUACAAAUAUAUAGCACACAAGAUCUUGUAUGUGUCCAGGACUGGAAGGAGUUUGACUAUGAUACGCGGAUAAUUUCGCGGUUUUUCAGCUGCAGCGUAGCUGCGAAAGGGCUGUAAAGACUGCUUAUGUUGCACAAAAUUUUUUAUGGUCAUACCAGAGCACUGUUGUGGUCUACGGCAUGAUCUGCAACAAUAAGUCAUGUCUACGCGAACACAGAAAUUGGUUUCUGCUGAGUAACGAAGAUGCUCUUUUCCACCUCGCACGGCUGACUUCGUAUCGUGAGUGGCUGGGAACGAGUCAGUGAAAGUCCCGUUGCUUUGUGAAAAAAAAACGACCGAUUCUUGUAGCCAUGAAGAGGAUCUCGCAUGGAUCAUGUCGUAGAAUAAGCGGGAGUGUACAAAUAAUAUAUAAGGAUGUAUGACCAUGGCAUUAUUUUUGCGUCGGAUAUUGCCAGUGGUGAGGCCGAGAGGCACCACGGCAAGGUGGAUGGGAGGAAGUUUGAGGAUGCCGGGGAGUCGGCUAAGUGAGCGACUUCUUCGUCUCAUAUACGUGGGGACUUCCGAAAAGAAUGUCUCAGUUUUAUCAGAGUCGAAGCAAAGUUGCAGCUUGAGAUUAUGGUUUCAAAAUACAAAACUAGAGAAACACGCAUUCGUGAUUUGCGGAUAAAGAGCUUCUGUUUGAGAUUAUUUAAAUAGUUUUAUAACAAAAUGAACAGCUGUGCCAUUGCUAUUACUCAUCUUCAAAACGCAGAUUCCUAGAAAAUACGAUUGCCGUGAAAUGAAAUUAAAUGAAGGCUCUUCUUUGCACAGAAAGUUAUCAUCACGAUUUCCUCGUCCAGAUAAUGGGGACAGAUACAAAGUUUUUGUUGAUUAGGAAACCUACACAGAAAGUUAUCAUCACGAUUCCCUCGUCCAGAUAAUCAUAAUGGGAACAGAUGCAAAGUUUUUGUUGAUUAGGAAACCUGCACAGAAAGUUACCAUCACGAUUCCCUCGUCCAGAUAAUGGGCACAGAUACAAAGUUUUUGUUGAUUAGGAAACCUGUAUCCAGAAAAAACGCCACCACGCUUUCGACCUUCACUUACGUUCCUCUAGUAGGGAAAAUUUCGUCGAAGAGCGCUUUUGCGUUUAUGGAAAAAUAAAUGUAAGAAAGCCCCGAAGAUGGCGUUUUUUCUCAAAUCAACGUCACCCGCAGGUAAUCAAUAUGAAGCGAACAGUUUUUGUGGAAUUUUGUUACGAUUCUUGUUUUAUUUCAAAAGCUGCCGGAAUAAUUCCAUAAACUGGCGUGGCAUUCAUUCGGCCCCAAUAUCACAAAAGUCCGCUGGGACAAAACAAGCAACUACUUACUUCGUGCACAGUUCGGCUGCGCCGGUUGUGAUGCUUGAGAGAGAGAGAGAGAGGACUAGGCAGGAACAGACACGCACUUUCUCAAAACUAAGUAAGAAUGUUUGGAGUAAUUAGAAUAUGCAAAGGCUUCAAUGUAACUCAUUCGUCUUCUGAAAUCGAACUAAAAGGAGCGCGAGCUCAUACCCCUACGAACUUGGGCUAAAAAUGCAAGUCUGUAUGUAAACACAACGUUAGCGGUUGGGAAAACUAGCAGAAAGCCCUGCGUGGUUUCUGGAUUUAGUACGAAGUCGAAUACAACUCCUGUAACAUACAGAGGACAUCAGCCCACUCGGGAAUACGAACGAAUAAUCUGAAUCAGGUAUGUUUAUGUACAACAAGCAAUGUUUGUGAAAAAUAACAAGAAGCGAGCUGCCC
Molecule: messenger RNA, 8057 nt
Organism: Amoebophrya sp. A120
Lineage: Eukaryota; Dinophyceae; Syndiniales; Amoebophryaceae
Source: the annotation of a GenBank genome assembly